GGGUGAGCGCAUGUGCCAUCCUGGCUUCUAUGGCAACCCGAUAGAUUAGCCCCAUCGAUAUUCACGUUAUUAGAAAGCGGCAGGCUGAUGGAUCAGUGAUGUGAGCGCUGUUUGGACGCUGGUGCCAGCUCCGUGCGUGUGCGCGUGUGUUCACCUUGCACUGAGGGAGAGCUCAGACAUUUCGGGGAGGUGGAGAUCAUGCUUUGUCAUUGAGGAGCUCAGCAGCAGCAGCAGCAUUCUCCCACUCCGGCACGUCCGACGCUCAGCAUGCUGCAUCCUGAUGCGCUCCCGUCUGCACUCACUGAGCUUACCUGGAUUUACAUGCAUUUUCUCGUCCGCCGCUUUCACAUGACUGUCUGAUGGAAGCGGCCGCGUUUCGUUGACGCAUCUCAAUGUUUGAACCGGUGGAGAGCGGCACGUCCCAAGUGUCAGAUAAGAUACGACCUGUCCUGCGGAUGCGCCGUCACUGUUUUGCCUCCAGCGGCACCCCAAGUGUACGAGAUUCAUGAUUCAUCCCUGUGUUUUCACGGGCUGUCCUUAGAGCGCACCUCUCCUUCUCCCGCACAAAAAUGGAAAGAUUCCAGUCUUCCAUGCGCAAACGGCUCUACAGCUUGCCGCAAAACAUUGGGCAAAAACCCUUUGUGAUUGACGAAGGAGACAGCGGCGACAAGGACACUAAGAGGAAAAGUAUUCGGCUAAAACAUUUGUCCUCUCCGUCUCCUACCAGCAGUUGCAAGAGCAUUGACGAGGCCAGGAGCGAAGACUUGGACAGGGACGUUACUGUGAGGACCAACUUGAACGGGGACUGUCGCUUUUUCAGGGGGAGCAUCUCUUCCAUCACCGGGCGGCAUCCUCCGGAGUCAGAUGUGGCGGAGCAGCGGCGCCUCAUCCCCGAGGCUGAUGCCGGAGUCAACGAGAGUUUCUCCGACGUGUACGGCCCCGGGGCCCAACAGCCGGCAACCGGUGGACUGAUUUGCGCAGCCGGGCAACCGUCACUGUUUGACCAGUCAAGUUUCAUCAAGUUGGAGGGCACCGAGCAGAUCAUCCCCGAGGAUGACCGGCUGUACCAAGCCGGCUUCAUGCACCGGCAGUUCGGAGCGAUGCUCCAGCCGGGAGUCAACAAGUUCUCCGUGCGGAUGUUGGGGAGUGAGAGGGCCGUGGAGCAUGAGAGGGAGCGAGUAAAGUCUGCAGGCUUCUGGAUAAUCCACCCCUACAGUGAUUUUAGGUUCUACUGGGAUCUGACUAUGCUGCUGCUGAUGGUGGGGAACCUCAUCAUCAUCCCUGUGGGCAUCACCUUCUUCAAGGACGAGCACACGCCGCCCUGGAUCGUCUUCAACGUGGUGUCGGACACCUUCUUCCUACUGGACCUGGUGCUCAACUUCCGCACAGGCAUCGUGAAGGAGGACAACACGGAGAUCAUCCUGGACCCGCAUCAGAUCAAGGUCAAGUACCUGAAGAGCUGGUUCGUGGUGGACUUCGUCUCCUCCAUACCCGUGGACUACAUCUUUCUUAUCGUAGAGACGCGCAUCGACUCGGACUUUUACAAGACGGCCAGAGCCUUGAGAAUCGUCCGAUUCACAAAGAUCCUUAGUCUGCUGCGGCUGCUGCGACUCUCCAGACUCAUCCGCUACAUCCACCAGUGGGAAGAGAUUUUCCACAUGACGUAUGACCUGGCCAGCGCCAUGGUGCGAAUCAUGAACCUGAUUGGUAUGAUGCUGCUGCUGUGUCACUGGGACGGAUGUCUGCAGUUCCUGGUUCCAAUGCUGCAAGACUUCCCUGCUGACUGCUGGGUCACCAGAAACAAGAUGGUGAACGACACUUGGGGUCAGCAGUACUCCUAUGCCCUGUUCAAGGCCAUGAGUCACAUGCUGUGCAUCGGCUACGGCCUGUAUCCCCCCAUCGGCAUGGCUGACGUGUGGCUCACCAUCCUCAGCAUGAUCGUGGGCGCUACCUGCUUUGCCAUGUUUGUGGGGCAUGCGACUGCACUCAUUCAGUCUCUGGACUCCUCCAGGAGGCAGUACCAGGAAAAGUACAAACAAGUGGAGCAGUACAUGUCCUUCCACAAGCUCCCUGCCGACAUGCGCCAGAGGAUCCACGACUACUACGAGCACCGCUACCAGGGCAAGAUGUUUGACGAGGAGAGCAUUUUGGAGGAGCUCAACGAACCGCUGCGAGAGGAGAUCAUUAACUUUAACUGUCGUAAACUGGUGGCCUCCAUGCCCCUGUUCGCCAACGCCGAUCCCAACUUUGUCACGUCCAUGCUGACCAAACUGCGCUUUGAGGUCUUCCAACCGGGCGACUACAUCAUCAGAGAAGGAACCAUCGGCAAGAAAAUGUAUUUCAUCCAGCACGGGGUCGUCAGUGUCCUGACCAAGAGCAGCAAAGACACCAAGCUGUCCGACGGCUCUUACUUUGGAGAGAUCUGCCUUCUGACCCGGGGCAGGAGGACAGCCAGCGUGCGAGCUGAUAACUACUGCCGGCUUUACUCUCUGUCCGUGGACAACUUCAACGAGGUGCUGGAGGAGUAUCCCAUGAUGAGGAGGGCGUUUGAGACUGUGGCCCUGGACCGCCUGGACCGCAUCGGGAAGAGGAACUCUGUUCUUCAGCAUAAAGUCCAGCAUCACCAAAGUUCUGGAACUCUAAAUAUUCAUGAGAGUGAGAUCAUCCAAAGAAUAGUGCAGCAUGACCGUGACAUGGCCCAGUGCACACAGCUGAUCCAGAGCAGCGCUGCACAAAAUAUAAACACUCCUGCUGCUCCUCCGUCGCCCACCCCAGUCAUCUGGGCCCCGCUGGUUCAGGCUCCGCUCCAGGCUGCUGCUGCCACCACCCCGCUGGCUCUGGCCUUGGCCCACCACUCUCAGCUGCCUCCCAUCCUCUUCCACCAUCCUCUGGCGCCACAAACCUCUGGCUCUGGGAAGGACCCCGCCAGCCAUCUAAAGCGAGUCCACGUUGGAGCGAACACCUCCAGUAGCUGUGGGUCGGGGCCCGUUUCUCCUGCCAUCUCUGCCAAGCUCGGAUCUGGGAUUGAGAUUCCCACUCUGAUGUUCUCCAAGCCCCAGCAUCUCUCCACGGUCCCCAUGUCCCCCGCACUGUCAUCACAGCCCAUCUUCACCAGCAGCCUGCAGCCCCUGGCCCCUCUGCCCGCCCACCAGCCUCUGCCCCAUCCUCCCCACUCUGGCAUCGCCUCAGUGUUCCCCAUCAGCCAGGCCACUGUCUCCUACACCUGCUCCGCUCAGCUCCACUCUCAGCCCUUCCACGGUGCUAUGACCACCCCACCACUUCCGUUAGGUUUACUCCAACAGGGGGCGCCAGGGAGGCUAGCUGGGAGAUUCCCAGCCCCCUCAGUCUCCGCCAUAAGCCCUCUGAUCUCCAGCUCAGUCAGUCCAAUACUAAGCCAGCUGCAGCAGACCCCUCACGCCACCAUGCAGCAGAUGGGGUCCAGUCAUGAAAGAGUCGGCAGGACAUCCAGCGGUCUGAGUCUGCCACAUUUCCCCUUCAUCACCAACACUCACUCCUCCUCUGGGUUUAUUCAGCCGGUGUCUGCAGUCGGAGCCGGGGCUGCAGCCUCUCUGGCCCAGCACAGCCUGGCAGGACUCCAGUCUGUUUUCCUUCCCCAGGUUCUCCCUGAACACUCUGCCCUUGCCUCCCUGGCCCAGUAUGGGUCUGCGGAGGCCUCGCCUUGCUACACGCCUCCAGUCCACAGUCCGAGUAUACAGAGCCCUGCGAGGGGAAGGACAGUUCACCGCAGCGAGCUCCCCAGCACCAAGAGCUCUCACAGCCCUGUCACCCCUCAGACCUCAUGCCCUGCCAGGGUGGCUUGUACCCUCAAAGAGAGGGCCGAGUCCUCGGUGGAGCUCUUUACCCAGGAAAUAAAGACUAUCUCAGGCUCUCACAGCUCUAUACACCAGGAAAGGCCUUUGGCCAUUAGCGGCUCCUCUGAAAGGGUAGCAGGGGCGCUGAGCCCCUUCUCCUCCCCCAUGGCUGUCAAUAAACCCUACACCCCCAUCCCCGGUCAAGCCACUCCUGUCAGUCGGACACAUUCAGGACCAGAACCACAGAACCAGCCCGUCGGUGUUCAGCCUCCUCCCACUAGAUCUCCUAAAACGCUAGAGAACGAACACAAACAGUCCAAACUUCCCUCCAACUUGUGAGGUUCAGACACACCCUCCUUGAAUGCCUGAACAAAAGGAGAUGUCAUCUCCUUCUUGGCAUCGUUUUAACCACUACUUUGUCAAAUUUUACGGUAGGAGGGUGUGUUAUUUUAAUCAGAUUGGAGUUCAGUGGUUUCAUUUUUAAUCAGAGUGAAUGGAAAAUGGAUGAUAAUGGACAAUGACGGAUCAUUUUUUUCUACAGGUUAUUGCGUCUUUGAAUAUGGUAAUAAACCGAACAUGUACUGAUGAGUAUAUAUAACACCUCAUGAAAAUAUCAACUGUUCUGUGUAUUAUAUUCUAGCCACACUCUGUGAUUUGUUGUAUUUGUUUAAAACCCUCAUUGUCCAGGCAAUUUUGUGUAACCUUUUAGCUUCACCUGUUUAGUUGGAGAAUUGUCCACAACUGUAUUCAGUUCUGACUGAAACCAAAAAUUGCUCUCCUCUGUUUAUAUCCUUUCCCACUGCUGAGAGUAUCGUGUGAAUGCAGGGUUCCCCCUAAAAAGAUGUGAAGAGAGACAGACUGUGCACUUUGCUCAUUUCAGAGAUCACCUAACGUAAAGGUUUAGCGUUGGCAUGUCUUCCAAGAUAGCUUUUCAGCAAUAUUGCACACCCAAAUGGGUCACACAAAUCAGUUCACAUGAAGUAAUGAAUGUAAUGUUUGUCUGAGUGGGAGGAGUGGGACUCAGUUUGAAUGUGUUGAACAUGAAGGUGAUGAUGGUUUUCUGUAGAAUAACCAGGCAAGCCACACAACAGACGCCAACUCGCUUCAGUCUGGCGGUAACUUUGGUACAGAACAUCCAGCUGAGCCAAGGUUGGUGUGCUACUAGCAUAGUAUGCAAUAAUCUGUUUUUUUAUGGCUAUACAAAGGUACUGUGAAUCGAAGCACUUGUGUCAAUGAAUGAGUUUCUGAUUUUAGUUAUUAAAACAAGGAAACUGAAUUUAAAAAAAAGCAAUUGUGGAUAAUCAAACAUCCUGAAACCAGCGAUGCACUAAGAUUGAUGUGAAUGUGUCUUGCACCAGUCAAAGGGCUAAAAGCAGUUACUUGGACACACGAUUAACAAGAAACCCUGAUGGGUCAUAUUGCUGCAUAUUUACCUCUUUCAUUGUACAAUAUUUGAUUGUAAAAUUUGACAUCCGUUGUUGAACAAUUGCUGCUUUGUGAUGCUAUGCUGAAUCAAUAAGACGUGUAUCACUGACCUGCUUUUUAAAACCGGACUCUUGAAUCCUUCUACUUGUUAAUACGUCCAUGUGUUUUGACGAUACAUCUCUCUUUCCGGACCUGUAGCCGGCGACAAACCGUGAGCAGCUAGCCGGUCAGCAGGUCAAAACCAUCCGAGGAUCCUGUCCAGUGGCUUUAGCUGCCUGGUUACUGAACCUGAGCUCGGCCGUGACUCCGAACACCCCGAGGAAGCGAGAUAUGAUCAGUCACUAGCCAGUCACUGCCAAUGGGCUCGAUCAAUCCUUCAUUGCUAUUCUGCUCCGACCACCUGCCAGCGGCAUCUGCUCAGACUGAGUUUAAGGUUACUUUGAGUGCAUUCAACUUGAAGGUGUGUGCAGGAGACAAGGUGUCAGUCAUUCAUCUAUUUAUAUAUUUAUUUCUCAUUUUGCUGCCUUUUUGCCACCAAAUCUGAUGAUUUAAUCACCUGUAUGUUAUAGGCAUAUUUUAUUUUAGCUACUGAAUUCAAUGCAAUAAAAUAACAUAUGAUCAAUGAA
Molecule: messenger RNA, 5863 nt
Organism: Acanthochromis polyacanthus (spiny chromis)
Lineage: Eukaryota; Metazoa; Chordata; Actinopteri; Pomacentridae
Product: potassium/sodium hyperpolarization-activated cyclic nucleotide-gated channel 3-like
Exons: 8
Coding region: 570-4151 (1193 amino acids)
Biological process (GO): transmembrane transport; potassium ion transport
Cellular component (GO): membrane
Molecular function (GO): voltage-gated potassium channel activity
Source: RefSeq, a predicted model, not a curated record